Molecule: messenger RNA, 926 nt
Organism: Mangifera indica (mango)
Lineage: Eukaryota; Viridiplantae; Streptophyta; Magnoliopsida; Sapindales; Anacardiaceae
Product: DNA polymerase zeta processivity subunit
Exons: 6
Coding region: 122-736 (204 amino acids)
Cellular component (GO): zeta DNA polymerase complex
Source: RefSeq, a predicted model, not a curated record
AAGUAAUCAAACCAAACGGCCGCCAAGUUCCCAAAACUUGAGAAACCCAAAAGUUUUGGCAAACUAUGUGUCAAAGACAAGCCCUUCGUCUUUCUUAAAAUUUCUUUUGAGUAGAACGGCAAUGGACCGGAGCGAGGCUCAAUCUCCUCAAGUUGAAACGGCGAGAAUUCUGGUGGAAUUCUUGGAGGUGGCAGUCACUUCAAUUGUUUUCCUCAAGGGACUUUAUCCUGCUGGUGCUUUUGAAAGAAAAAGGUAUAUGAAUGUGGUAGUUCAGAGGGCUCGCCACCCUGGACUCAGACAAUAUAUUCAUUCUGCCGUUAAUGGUCUUCUUCCUUUUAUCCAAAAGGGGCUGGUGGAGAGAGUAGCAGUCAUAUUCUUCACUGCUGACAACAUCCCUGUAGAGAGGUAUAUUUUCAAGAUCAUGAUUAACCAAUCUUAUGGCACAAAGGUGGAAGAAGGUGAACUGGAGUUCUCACUGAGGUCCUUCUUUAUCAAACUUUCAGUCUCUCAAUCCCUCUCUAAGGUUCUUCCAAAUGGCUGCAGGUGGGAGAUAACGGCGUACUUUCACUCCCUUCCUCAGGUUGGUACAAGCAAGGAUUCAGAAUCAUGGAUCCCUACAAAUACACAGCAGUGGCAGCAGCCUCCACUAAUAACUCCAAUCAAGUCAAUGAACAGAGACCCUUUGAAUCUGCAGUUAUAUCUGGAGCAUCCUAGUUUCUCAGAAACAAAGUCUUAAAAGGAAACUUUCCCUACAAUACCUCUUAUGUGAUACAGUUCUCAUUAGCUUGACAAACUGUGAUAGAGAAAUUAUAGGUAUGAUCAUUUUUGUAACAAAGUGUCACUAUCUGAUUUGAUGUGCGUUCUUAAUGUACAAACACAAGAUCAAUCAUUAAAUAAGUUUGAAUAAACUCACAACUCUCAAAGAA